This is a messenger RNA of Hemiscyllium ocellatum (epaulette shark), 4995 nucleotides long. RefSeq names its product transient receptor potential cation channel subfamily M member 1-like. The transcript has 27 exons. Gene Ontology annotation, molecular function: calcium channel activity. Gene Ontology annotation, cellular component: membrane. Lineage: Eukaryota; Metazoa; Chordata; Chondrichthyes; Orectolobiformes; Hemiscylliidae. Gene Ontology annotation, biological process: calcium ion transport into cytosol; protein tetramerization. The coding region runs from base 1 to 4995 and encodes 1664 amino acids. The record is from RefSeq and is a predicted model, not a curated record.
AUGCUGACAAAUUCCUUGAAACAAACGAGUGGCUCCUUGAAACGCACCUCCAUUAAACGUACAAUAUCUGGGUCACAGAAGGGUCACAAAGCUUGGAUUGAGAAACAUUUCCAGAAACGUGAUUGUAUUUGUGUUAUUCCGAACCCCAAAGAUCCACAAAGGUGCGGCUGUGGUCAGCUGAUUGGCCAACAUGUCACUAUUGCUCCAACUGCUCCAUCCAGUGACACAGGAGAGGAGGAGAAGCAGGUGGUUCAGCCUGAGAAAUGGACACCCCAGAAGCACACUCAGGCUAGUCCCACUGAUGCUUACGGAGCCAUGGAAUUUCAAGGUGGUGGGCACACCAGCAAAGCCAUGUACAUUCGUGUUUCCUAUGACACCAAGCCUGACCUUCUGCUCCAGCUCAUGACCACAGAGUGGGAACUAGAACUUCCGAAGCUUCUCAUAUCUGUUCAUGGAGGACUUCAGAACUUUGAACUUCAACCUAAAUUGAAGCAGGUGUUUGGCAAAGGUCUGAUCAAAGCAGCAAUGACAACAGGAGCCUGGAUAUUUACAGCUGGAGUCAACACUGGUGUGAUCCGUCAUGUAGGAGAUGCCUUGAAAGAUCAUUCUUCCAAAUCGCGUGGAAGGAUCUAUGCAAUUGGAUUUGCUCCCUGGGGCAUUGUAGAGAACAGAAUGGAUUUAAUUGGGAAAGAUGUUACCAAACCCUAUCAAACAAUGUCAAACCCUCUAAGUAAACUGACUGUGCUAAGCAACACCCACACUCACUUCAUCCUGGCUGAUAAUGGCAGCCUGGGCAAGUAUGGAGCUGAGGUUAGACUCCGGCGACAACUGGAGAAACAUAUUUCCCUGCAGAAAAUCAACACACGGCUUGGCCAGGGAGUACCAGUGGUGUGUUUGAUCGUGGAAGGUGGUCCCAAUGUGAUAUCGAUUGUCCUGGAGAGUCUCCGUGAGGACCCUCCUGUCCCGGUGGUGGUCUGUGAUGGUAGUGGAAGAGCUUCUGACAUCCUGGCAUUUGCGCACAAGUACUCAGCAGAAGGAGGAAUAAUCAGUGAGUCAGUGCGAGAUCAGCUCAUGGUCACCGUUCAGAAAACCUUCAACUACAAUCGCCAUCAGUCACAGCAACUGUUUGUCAGCAUCAUGGAGUGUAUGAAGAAGAAAGCAUUGAUCACAGUUUUUCGAAUGGGUUCCGAAGGACAGCAGGAUAUUGAUCUUGCUAUCCUAAUGGCACUGCUAAAAGGUACAAAUGCAUCAGCCCCAGACCAACUGAGUCUAGCAAUGGCCUGGAAUAGGGUGGAUAUUGCCCGGAAUCAAAUUUUUGUCUUUGGGAAUCAUUGGCCGCCAAUGGGCAGCAGGUCUGAGUCCGCCCCUCAGGAAGUGAAAAAAUCUGUAAAACAGCGGCCAACUAAAGUAAAGGGAAAAGGGAAGAGGAAAGGAAAGGAUGAAGUGAAAGAGGAGAGUGACCCACGGAAGUUGGAGCUGCUGAACUGGGUGAACUCACUGGAACAGGCCAUGAUUGAUGCACUGGUUCUGGACCGUGUUGACUUUGUGAAGCUGUUGAUUGAAAAUGGAGUAAAUAUCCACAAUUUCCUGACCAUCCCUCGAUUAGAGGAGCUUUACAACACGAGGCUGGGCCCUCCCAACACUCUGCACUACCUGGUCAGAGAUGUCAAAAAGGGAAACCUGCCCCCUGACUACCACAUCAGUUUGAUUGACAUUGGGCUGGUCAUAGAGUACUUGAUGGGAGGAGCCUAUCGCUGCACUUACACAAGGAAAACAUUCCGCACUCUCUACAAUAAUUUAUUUGGGCCAAAACGGCCAAAAGCUCUGAAACUUCUGGGGAUGGAGGAUGAUGAACCACCCUCAAAAUCCAAGAGGAAGAAGAAAAAGAAGAAGAAAAAGGAAGAAGAGAUUGACAUUGAUGAGGAUGACCCAGCCAUUGGCCGAUUCACCUACCCGUUCCAUGAGCUGCUAGUGUGGGCUGUGUUGAUGAAACGGCAGCGAAUGGCAUUGUUUUUCUGGCAGCAUGGUGAAGAAGCUUUGGCCAAGGCCCUGGUUGCCUGCAAGCUUUACAAAGCCAUGUCAAAUGAAUGUUCUGGCAGUGAGCUCGUGGAUGACAUCUCGCAGGAUCUGGAAAACAACUCAAAGGAUUUUGGGCAGCUUGCUGUUGACUUGUUAGACCAAUCAUACAAGCACGAUGAGCAGGUGGCCAUGAAACUGCUGACAUAUGAGCUGAAGAACUGGAGCGAUUCGACCUGCCUGAAACUGGCAGUGACAGCAAAACACCGCGACUUCAUCGCACACACUUGCAGCCAGAUGCUGCUGACUGACAUGUGGAUGGGGCGGCUUCACAUGCGGAAAAAUCCCGGCCUUAAGAUUAUGUUGGGCAUCAUAUUUCCACCAGCCAUCCUCUUCAUGGACUUUAAAAGUAGCGAUGAUUUGUCGUAUGAAGCAACUGGGGACAAUGAACAGGGAAAAGAGAAGGAGGAGGACAACGAUGCAAACACUGAGGCUGUUUCAAGAAAAGGGGAUGAAGAAGAUGGGAUGGAAAAUCACAGAAGCAUCCCAAUUGGAAGAAAGAUUUAUGAGUUCUACAAUGCACCAAUUGUUAAAUUUUGGUUCCAUACUAUGGCAUAUCUUGCUUACUUGCUGCUCUACAACUAUGUAAUACUGGUGAAGAUGGAUGGCUUGCCCUCGAUUGCAGAAUGGAUUCUCAUCUCAUAUAUUUUGAUGUUGGCUAUUGAGAAAAUCAGGGAGAUUCUGAUGUCAGAGCCGAGUAAACUGAGGCAGAAGGUGAAAGUGUGGAUGCAGGAAUACUGGAAUGUCACUGACAUGGUGGCAAUUGCUAUCUUCAGCUGUGGUGUGUUACUGCGGCUCCAGAGUCAACCCUAUAUGAGCUAUGGUCGUGUCAUCUACUGUGUGGAUAUUAUCAUCUGGUAUAUCCGUGUCCUUGACAUCUUUGGUGUCAACAAGUACCUGGGACCCUAUGUGAUGAUGAUUGGGAAGAUGAUGGUCGACAUGCUGUACUUUGUGGUCAUUAUGCUAGUGGUCCUGAUGAGUUUUGGGGUGUCAAGACAGGCCAUUCUACAUCCAGAUGAGGAGCCUUCCUGGAGAUUAGCCCGGAACAUUUUCUACAUGCCCUACUGGAUGAUCUAUGGAGAGGUGUUUGCGGAUCAGAUAGACCUAUACGCCAUGGAAAUUAAUCCUCCUUGUGGAGAGAACCUGUUUGAUGAUGAUGGGAAGCGGCUCCCUCCCUGUAUCCCUGGGGCCUGGAUUAUUCCUGCUAUCAUGGCUUGUUACCUUCUUGUUGCUAAUGUCCUGCUCGUAAAUCUGCUGAUUGCUGUCUUCAACAACACCUUCUUGGAGGUGAUUUCCAUUUCCAACCAGGUCUGGAAGUUCCAGCGUUAUCAGCUAAUCUUGACAUUUCAUGAAAGGCCUGUUUUCCCACCACCACUGAUCAUCUUCAGUUAUUUGUCCAUGAUUGUGCAGCAGUGCUGUCGCAGGAAGAACAAGGAGAUGGAAGAACGUGAUCGGGGACUGAAACUAAUCCUAAGUGAGGAAGAACUGAAGAAGCUGCAGGAGUUUGAGGAGCAGUGUGUGGAACAGUAUUUCACACAGAAAGAAGAUCAAGAACAAUCAUCAAAUGAUGAGCGGAUUCGGAUCACAGCUGAAAGAGUGGAGAAUAUGGCAAUGCGCUUGGAGGAGGUGAAUGAAAGGGAACAUUUCAUGAAAGCGUCACUCCAAACUGUUGACAUUCGAUUGGCCCAGUUGGAGGAAUUCUCUGGUCGCAUGGUCAAUGCAAUGGAAGUUCUGGCUGGUAUUGAUAAGGCUGAGCUAACUCACACUCGUUCAAGGUGUCCUUCAGAAUGUGAUGCUUCCUACCUGAUCAGACAAAACAGUACCGAGGCAACCAGCAUGUAUCGCUUCAAUAUGGAUGGAGAUGAUACUAACUUGGAAGACAGCAUGGGUUUAAUGUCUCCUUCAAUGGGAUCUCACAGGAAGAGUUAUUCUGCUAUUACUCCGAGAGAUGAAAAAGAACUUGUAGAACAGAAAGUGAGCAUGACACCAAAACACCGGUUUGGGUUCCACCAAUCCUCCAGCUCCCGUAAAAUGAGGGAGAAAAGCCUGAGGCUGGAAGUUACACAGGACCCCAGGAAUUUCAACUCUUGUGUCGAUAUCUUUGUUUCCUCAUCUGAUGAUUGUCUGAACCCACUGAACACAAAAGAGGAAGCUAAUUACCAAAAGUUCCUGCAUACAGCAGAAGCUGGGCUUAAUGGAAAAUUAGUAACAAAAGCUGGAUCAGUAGGACGAACAAAAUUGGAAACUCGUUUCUCGUUUCCCUUGGAGAAGGCCAAAACAGCUAAUUAUUUUUCUUCACAGACUUAUAGUGCAUGCCAGACCACAGUGGUAAAGUCUCGAAGCGUUGUCAUUGGGUUAGAAGGUAUGGUAUCUGAUCAAGGAGAAAUCCAGAGUUCAGACAAUGGCUAUAUUAUAGAUCAUGUACGUACUGUCAAACCCUCUUCUACAAAGACUCCAGAAUGGGUCACUCAGUGUGACCAUAAGUUUUAUAAAAAUCUGCCUGAAGAACAAGUAAUGGUCGAAGAAGCCACUCCCCAAACAUUACCAUCCUCUCCUGAGACACUGGCAGAACAAAAACAAGAGCUGACAGAUACAGAGGAGGACACUGACACUUCCAGCUAUGUCUUGGAUCCCUGUAUCUCUAGAGGAGAGAUACUAAGGACAGUUUCAAAGUCUAAGAACUUUCUAACAGUCACACCAGAUAGAUUCGCCACCUCGAGGUCAAAGAGUCUUCAUGGACAUUGCAGGAAAACAGUGCCCAUGAUGGGAGAAAGCUUCAACAAACCAAAACAAGCAUUCAGCACAAAAGACCUGCGCCAGGCAUAUGGAGAGCCCCGCCAGGUGUACAGAGAGCCCCGGCGAACAGGCAGCAGCCGAGCACCAGGACCAAAGAAAAAAUCCACCGAGACCUUUUGCUAA